AGCAUGCAUGCCUUCUCCAUUUCUCCCAGCCAGCUCCUCGGUGGUAGUCGAUGCUAUCCUGCAUGAAGUUCGCAUGGUCUAAACGCUCCAUGGGGUCGUACCAAUCACUCCCACCCGCAAACCCUGCUGCGCCGCACACCAAAUAUCGCCGGCCAUACUAUUCCAAGCGAUUCAUCAAGAUUGCUGUCGUUGUCUUCGUCUCGUUCGCAAUCGCCAUCAUACUCGGAUACGUCUAUCUGUUCAGACUACCUUUGAAGAUACAUUUCGGACAGCCUGAGAAGGACGAGCACCUGCCGCCGCUAUAUACCAGGUUCCACAACUACGAGCUCAGCCUACCGCAGCACCAGCUCGACACCGGCUCGCAAGAUAGCCCGAACGGCAAGUAUUUCUGGGUAGCAAAUCACGCCCGCAGAUCCGGAUAGGGGAAUAUCAUGCAGGAACUCUUGCUCAACCACUAUGUAGCUUACCGCGCUGGCCGAUCCUUCGUGUUCAGCAACUAUACCUGGAAUGACGACAGAAGCUUAUACUCAUACUUCAACAACAAACCGAUACCCUCGCAAAUACCCUACACCGCUUUGAUCCAAGGUCCAACGGUCGGCGCACCGAUGCGCGCAGAUCCCGCAGCGCCGCUGGCUGUCAUGAAAGAUUUCUGGGAUAAGGUCUGCCCGAAUCCCACAGUGAUCCGGAACGACGACGUCAUCGCGUCUCUGGGAAGGACCACCACCGCGCAGCUGAUGAUUGACAAGUGGGUCGAACUGCUCACGUCUACCGAAGACCCAUGCGUCGAAGUCGCACCCGAUUCGUGGCAGCUGUUCGACAUCUUCAUCCUCGGUGACCCGAACCGACUGCUCGAUGCCUGGCCAUCGUUCUCCGCAUCGCCCAUCCUGACCGAGAUUGGCUGGUCCCCCCUCAUAGAGCUCGCAUUCGACGAGAACCGCGAACUGAUCCUCCCCUCUUCCACCCAAUACCCCCUCCUCUCCUCCACCCCCUUCACUCACACAAACGCACAGCGCUACCGCAUCCUCCCCGGCCUCCUCGUCCUGCAUGCCCGCCAUGGCGACUUCGAAGAGCAUUGUCAGAACCUCGCCGACUGGGACUCGGGCUACACGGGCUACAACGCCUUCAGUAGCCUCCCCGACAGGUUCGAAAAGCCGCGAGGGGUCACCCCCGAGGAGAAGCGGGAGAUCUACAGACGGCACUGCUACCCGACUAUCGAGGAGAUCGCGCAGCGGGCAGAGGAGGUCCGGAAGAGUGAGGCUGGAAGGGGCUUGCGCGGUGUGUACAUCAUGACCAACGGGCCGGUCGCGUGGGUGAGCGCGCUGAAGGCUGCGUUCGAUGCGAGCGGGAAAUGGGCGCACGUUGCGAGCAGUAGGGACCUGGUGCUGAACCAGGAACAGAAAUAUGUCCAGCAGGCAGUGGACAUGCUCAUCGGACAGAGGGCACAGUUCUCCAGCCUGAGUGGACAGGUCAUCAUGCUGCGGAUGGCGAACGGCAUCUCCCCCGAGACCAACAGGCAUUGGCAACCUGUCCGGUCCUUGAAUUCAUAGCGGC
Molecule: messenger RNA, 1551 nt
Organism: Laetiporus sulphureus 93-53
Lineage: Eukaryota; Fungi; Basidiomycota; Agaricomycetes; Polyporales; Laetiporaceae
Exons: 6
Coding region: 432-1547 (371 amino acids)
Source: RefSeq, a predicted model, not a curated record